Messenger RNA from Pieris brassicae (large cabbage white), 900 nucleotides. RefSeq lists its product as uncharacterized. The coding region runs from base 12 to 767 and encodes 251 amino acids. The record is from RefSeq and is a predicted model, not a curated record. The transcript is spliced from 3 exons. Lineage: Eukaryota; Metazoa; Arthropoda; Insecta; Lepidoptera; Pieridae.
CACCAAGAACAAUGGCGUCCGUAAAAGUGGUGUGCUUUAUCGCUUUGUUUGGGUGUGCCUUAGCGCAGCCUAAACAAGGAUUCUGGAAGGGCACUCCCAUGGAUGGGAUGGUUGAAGAAAUGAGAUCCGGAUGUGCGGAAGGAUCUGAUCCCACAGCUUGUAUCAAGUACAAGGUCAUGUCGCUAUUAGACAGCAUCUUCAAGAAGGAGUCCUUCCAGAUCUCUGAUGCCGUUGAAGUGACAAAGAAUGGCAACGAAGCAACGGGCAGAUCUAACGGUGACUUCCUUGACAGCAUUGAGAACUACAUCCAGUCCCAUGACGUCACUUUCAAGAUGCCCAUCGCCGAUACUAAGAUCACUGUCAGCCCCAGGAACUUGGAGAACGAUGAGCUCAGCCUCAACAUCAAGUUUAACAAGGAGGGCGCCAGAGCAGUGGGUGAAGCACGUAAAGCCAAGCUCAAGAAGAUCAUCGUCCCUAUCCUUGUCUUCGUGCUCCUCAAGGCUAUGACCCUCAUCCCUCUCGCUAUCGGAGUCCUCGGUUUGAAGGCCUGGAAUGCCCUGCAGCUGUCCUUCUUCUCCUUCGUUGUAUCCGUCGCUCUCGCCAUCUUCCAACUUUGCAAGAAGUUUACCCAGAUCGCAGCGGACAACACUCACCCUCAAAUAGCCGCCCACGGACCAUGGGAUGCAGCAUACGCCGCCACUCGCCGCCGGAGGGACGCAGAGCCACAGGAGAUGGCCCAGGAACUGGCUUACAACGCCUACCAAUAAUUCAAAAUACCUCCUAGUUCCCAACGCUACCGAUGACCGAUGAAAUGGAACCAAACCAAAAAGGUUUUUCGAAACCACGAGUGUAAAUAAAGUGUGUAAUUUAUUUAUUUGUGUGUGUGAAUGUGUGUGUUAU